AUGUCGGUAGAAACAGCAGCAGAAGCCAUGGCGGACGUCAUCAUCAUCGGCGCCGGCCCCUCUGGCCUUUGCGCUGCCAAGACGUUCCUCCAGCUGCAGCCCAAUGCCACGGUGACCAUCCUGGAGGCUGGGCCGUCCCUGGGUGGUGUCUGGGCCACGGAGCGCCUCUUCCCGACCCUCAAGACCAACAACCUCGCGGGCAACUUUGAUUUUAGCGAUUUUCCAAUGACGCCGGAGCGGUUCGACGUCCGCCCGGGACAGCACAUCUCGGGCGAGUCCAUGAACGCGUAUUUCAAGGCCUACGCAGAGCACUUCCAGCUCACGGCCAGGAUACGGUACAACGCCAAGGUCAUAGAGGUCCGGAGGCCGGCGGAGGGGGAAGGGUGGCUGGUGGAGGUGGAGGACCCCAGCAAGCCGCACGACAACGACGACGACGACGACGACGACGAGCAACAGCAGCAGCAGCAGCAGCAUCUCCAGCCCUGGACGGAGACGCUGCGGUGCAGGAAGCUGAUCGUCGCCACGGGCGUGAACCCCAAGCCUCGGAUCGCCGAGAUGCGGGGCGCGGCCGACUUCAAGGGGCCCAUUAUCCACUCGUCCGAAAUGGGGCCUCAGUUCGAAGCCGUCUUCAACGGCGGCCGAGACAAAGAAGGCGACGGCGCGCGGCGGAAAAAGUCAAUCUGCGUCAUCGGCGGCAGCAAGUCGUCGUACGACGCCGCCUACCUGGCGUGCGUGACGGGCCACCAGGUCGACUGGGUCAUCCGCGAGACGGGCCGCGGGCCGUCGUGGAUCAUGCCGUCCUGGGCGAGGAUGGGCCCGUUCAAGCUCGUGAGGGAGAGGCUGGCCAGGGUCCGGUUCAUAUCCUUCAUGUCGCCUUGGGCGUUUGACGACUUUUCGGGCGUCGGUUGGCUGCGGGAGGCGGUGCACGGAACGGCGGCGGGGAGGUUCGUCAAGGGCAAGUUUUGGAAGCUGAUGCAUUUCACCACGGCGGUGCAGACUGGGUUCAAGGGCAAGUCUCCCCAUAUGGUUUUGGAGCCGGAGCAUAGUCCGUUCUGGUACGGAACAGCAACCGGCAUCGACAACUACGACCUGAGCAUUCACAAGUUUGUAGAUUCCGGACAAAUCAGGGUCCACAGGGACGACGUAUCCCACCUUUCCGACCACAAAGUGCACCUCUCCCGCGGUCAGGAGCUCCAAGUAGACGCCAUAAUAGCCGCGACCGGGUACUGGGCCAAGCCAGCCAUAAACUUCACGCCCGAGAGCACACACUCGGGCCUGGGCGUGCCCUCCAUCUCGCUCAGCCAAUCGCAGCAGCUCCACUGGCGCAGGCUCGACGCGGCCAGCGACGCCAAGCUCGGGGCACGGUUCCCGGAGCUGAUCAAGGGCCCACAGGACAAAAAGUCAAAAUCCUCCUCCCCUGGGCGGUGGUCAAAGAGCAGCAACGGCAGCAGUAGCAGCAGCAGCAAAAAAGCCCCGGCGGCUCGCCCCGCCCUCUACAAGCUCGGGUCCGCGGACCACGGGAUCCCGUACAGCCCCUGGCGCCUUUACCGCGGCAUCGCCCCUCCCGGCCUCGCGGCGACGGGCGACCGGUCGCUCGCCUUCGUCGGCAUCCACAACAACCUGAGCAACCUGACGCGGCUCGAGGUGCAGAGCCUCUGGGCGGCGUCGUACCUGCUCGGCCACGCGCUCGACGACCCGAACCUGGACGGGUCGCCGCGGUCCGCCAAGGCCAUCUUCGAGGACGCGGCGCUGCUGCAGCGCUGGUCGCAGCGCCGCGCCCCGCUCGGCCACGGCCGGUCCUUCCCCGAUAUGGUCUUCGACCAGCUCCCCUACUGGGACCUGCUGCUGCACGACCUGGGCCUGCCGACCGCGCGCAAGGGCAGCCUGUGGAGGGAGCUGUUUGAGCCAUACACCCAGCAGGACUACAGCGGCCUCGUGGAGGAGUACCUGGCCAAGGGGCCCGGGGCACCGGAGGAGACUACGCCGCGCAGGGCCGUCUGCGAGUCGCGCGAGGAGCCGAACCCCCUGGCGUACGGCUUGAGGGUUGUGCAAUGGGCGGGGCUGGCGUCUAUGACACUGUGGUUCUUUUAUUGGGUUUUGGUGGUGAGGCAGUUUUGA
Messenger RNA from Pyricularia pennisetigena, 2118 nucleotides. RefSeq lists its product as uncharacterized. The record is from RefSeq and is a predicted model, not a curated record. NCBI's taxonomy places the organism in Eukaryota, Fungi, Ascomycota, Sordariomycetes, Magnaporthales, Pyriculariaceae. Gene Ontology annotation, molecular function: oxidoreductase activity. The transcript is spliced from 2 exons. The coding region runs from base 1 to 2118 and encodes 705 amino acids.